Eurytemora carolleeae is the source of this 2136-nucleotide messenger RNA. RefSeq lists its product as uncharacterized. The transcript is spliced from 31 exons. The record is from RefSeq and is a predicted model, not a curated record. Gene Ontology annotation, biological process: proteolysis. Gene Ontology annotation, molecular function: serine-type endopeptidase activity. NCBI's taxonomy places the organism in Eukaryota, Metazoa, Arthropoda, Copepoda, Calanoida, Temoridae. The coding region runs from base 19 to 2136 and encodes 705 amino acids.
UCUAAAAAACAGAAAAAAAUGGAAAUGGUUGAAAAAAGACUGUUAUCCCUUGUGUUAGCCUAUCUUUAUAUACAGGAUGGGUCUGGAUGUCACUACUCCCUGAUAAAAUAUGAGAAUGGAACCUGGUGCUGCGGACCUGGUAGUAAAGCAUCAGAUACUGGGAGCUCUUUCGAAUUACCAGGAAUACCGACUCCUCCGCAACCGGGACCUUCUCCAUCCCCCUCGGGAUCUACAACAUCAUCAACAGCAGCAAACUCAACAGAAUCAACGUCUACUCUUCCUCCUCCGACAAAUCCUGUGAUUCCAGUAGGAGACUGUGUCUGUGGAUUGGGAGCAAACUUGGUGGAAGAUAUAGAGAAACCAAAAUCAAGGAUAGCUUUGAUGUUGUCCAGUGUGCGGAUUCGUCAAUUUAUGGAUAGUUUUGAUGUUGUUCAGUGUACGGGGUCUUUGCUCAACAAAAGAUGGUUUAUAACUGCCGCACAUUGCUUUUGUGGAACUAUUGAGCCCUGUCCAGUGGCCAAUCAAGGAUUUGAGAAAAUUUUCAAGAACAAAAUGGAAAGGAUCCAGGUUGAAUUCGGAACACCGCGUACAAAGGUUGGAAAGCGGGGACCCUAUGCUGUUCAGACUGUUAUAGUUCAUCCGGACUAUUGGCAGGGUCCUAAUGAAGUUUCACAACCGUAUGACGUAGCAUUGGUGGAAACUGUAGAAGAUAUACAACUUCAGGAUAUUACAGACCCCAAUGCUAAAAUCGACGGUUUAGUUCCUAUUUGUCUUCCCCCUCCUCCUAGUUUAACUCCAGAACAGCUUGGACUUGGCAACACAAAUAUAUCUAGAAUUUUUCAAACAAGGUUUUUACAAAAAACAAAACCUGAAGAAAGUUUUGAAGACUUGGACUGUUUCCUGAGCAAUGGAGCUGAUGCAUUUCCUUCACUUGGAGAUUUUGAUCUGGACCAGGGAUUUCUGAGAUGCCAUCCGGGUGCAUUUACUGAUCCAAUGGGCGUGAGCGUGCUUUCCAAAACAAGUUUUAUCACAGCCUUUGGGAGCACAGCCAGAGAAGCUGGCCCACAUGGGGAUAAAGGUCUGAGAUACCAGUGCAGAACAAAUGCUUAUGGUCCAAUGGAUAGUAUGUUUCAUGAUUGUUUUGGAAAAUGUAACAAGGAUGUUGUGAAUCCAUACAAAAUGCAAGGGAGACAAGUUAAUGUGUCCAACCCGACUUUGAAUGACCCCAUCUGCAGAAAGUUUAUUCAGAGAAUUGUCCAAACUGGACAAAUGGAUUUAGACUUCAGAAAGGAUCCUGUAGCGUCCUCUACUGCUGGUAUAUCCGUUUCCAAAGUUGAGAUCUAUGAUGAAAAUGAUGUGAUUCACACCUGCUUUCCAUUCAGUAAUUUUGAGACUGCAAGCAAAGUUCGGAGUGCUUUUGACUUCCCAUACAAACACGGAUGGUGCAGUGUGUGUCAAGGGCAAUCUAACUCAUCAAACUGUGAAAACCUUGUCAGUGAGGAUUCGAACUGGGGGUGGUGUUUACCGGAAUGCGAUGAGGCAUAUAUACAACCAGAAAAACACGAGUACCCGCAUGAGGUUGCAGUCGAUGCAUUUGUUUACGAAAACUGCAGUCAUGGUAUUAAUACAUUUAAAGAGUUUUGUACCGGUGCCAAACUUGCAACAGCUUACACUCUUAAAUAUAAGAUAAGUUCAACAAAUCCUGAGGAGUUCCUUUUAUUGAGCGGAAAGCAUGCACAGUUCCAUCCUGGAGACCCUGCUUGGAACAAUAAUGGAACAUUUAUCAGACUUGGGGCAAAGUAUCAGGGAACACAGCAUACUCAAGUAUCUGGGGAUGCCUGCUAUGGUGAUGCUGGAGGAUCAGUUUGGAAAAUUUGGGGAUUCAGGGAUAAGGAAGAUAGCCUGGGUAAACGGCAGAAACAUGGCAAAGUUGCAGUUUUAACUGGAGUUAUCUCGAGAUUUGAGCAUCACUGCGGAUUCUUUAGACCAGAUCAAACAGAACACUGGUCCCACCCUGUUCAACAUACUAUUCACACUAGGGUCUCAACAAACUCUGGGAGCUGUUCUGCACCAGCCAAAGCUUCCACACCACCACCACCUCCACCCGUCAGAAAUGAUGAUAAUUUUAGUGUUUAA